AUGGCAACUCCGCGUCCAUCCACUUCGUAUAGUUACGCGUCGACGACUAGAACCUCAGGUCAAUAUGAAUACACCACAUCUUCCCAAGCCGGAGCCCUUUCCAUGCCGCGCCCCCCAACUAGUCGUCCCAGCAGUGGUCGUCCAAGUACCGCACGUCCUGGCACUGCAAGACCUAGCACGCGAAGAAGCUCGCGUACCGGAUCCACCAUUGGAGGAGGUGAUUCCCAGCAGAUCAUUUGCGCCAUCAGCGAAGGUCGUGGUGUUACUCCUACCGUGGGUCUAGCAUUUGUGAACAUAACCACUGGUGAGGCAGUGCUAAGCCAGAUUUGUGACAACCAAUUUUAUGCUCAUACCAUCAACAAACUCCAAGUCUUUGAUCCUACUGAAAUACUGAUCGUUUCUACUGCGGCUCCACCAAACCCAAAGUCCAAAAUGUUCCAGAUUGUUGAAGAAAAUGUCAUGGGAGCGACAAUUGUUGCUGUCGACCGCAAGUACUGGUCAGAAACGUCUGGGCUAGAAUUGAUUCAACAGUUGGCUUUCACCCAAGAUCUGGAUGCACUUAAAGUAGCAAUUGGUGGCAAUUACUUUGCAACCUGUUGUUUUGCAGCCGUAGGUCUUCGCUGGUAUUCUUGUUCUUCAUUCUUCGUAAUUGCUAAUUUCCUAUAAAGGCACUGAAAUAUGUUCAAUUGAAAAAAGGCGUGACCUUUGCCUUCCAUUCUCUUCGCAUCAACUACCAACCCUCGGAAGGUUCGAUGAUGAUAGACCUCUCAACAAUCCACUCUCUAGAACUCAUUCAGAAUCUACAAGACGCUAAAUCCAAGCACAGUCUAUUUGGGUUGAUGAAUGAGACGUUGACGCCCAUGGGUUCGAGACUCUUGCGGAGUUGGAUUCUUCAGCCUUCCACGCAACCCCACGUACUUCAAAAACGAUAUGAUGCCGUCGAAGAGCUAAUGACAGUUGACGGCAUGUUCUAUCAAACAAGAGAGGGUUUGGAAUCUCUACCAAUAUCUGAAGCUAACUAACUUUUCCACCAGUUCUCAAAGGCCUCCAUGACGUCGAAAAACUCUUGACUUUGGUACAUUUCUCUCAUUUAUACCCUUUGAACUUACUGACAGUUCUAGCUCAUCAUAAUUCCUCUUCACCCUGACCCUCGUCAUUCAGAGCAGUCGAUCAAUAACAUCUUGAUGCUGAAGAACUUUGUGGAAAUUGCACCAAAGCUUUUUGAAAUCCUAGGCUGCGCUCGUUCCCCUCUCCUCUGCGAAAUCCGUGACCAUUGUAAUCCUGACAACAUAGAUCCCACAAUCCAACUUAUUAAAGAGGUGAUAAACGAUGAUGUGACUUACCAGAGAAAGCCCUUGGAGUUACGAAACCAACGAACGUAUGCAGUCAAGGCUGGCGUCAGUGGGUUUCUUGAUGUCGCGCGACAGACUUUCAAGGAAUCCACUGAAGAUGUUCAUCAACAUGUCACCGGAAUCACUCGUAAGCCUUCGCAUUACUGGCCCAUACUGCUACUGACUGCUCCGCAGAAGAGUAUGAUAUUCAGGUAGAGACACGAUAUGACAAUGCUCGGCAAUAUUAUCUACGAGUCCUUGAAAGCGAGUUUGAUCAAAAGCCCAUGCCAGAUGUACUGAUCAAUCGGUUCCAAAACAAGGGAUACAUUGAAUGUCAAACACUGUUCUUGAUGAAACUCAAUCAAAGAAUUUCGGAUUCUCAUGCGGAAGUAGUAUUGACAAGCGAUAAAACCGUACAAGAAUUGCUAGACAAUAUUCGUGGUGAAAUAUCCAGCCUCUUUAAAGUCUGCGAGAGUAUUGCACUGCUCGAUAUGAUCGCAGGAUUCGCGCAUUCUGCCAUCGCAAACGACUACGCCAAACCAGAGAUUGGUGACUGCAUCAUGAUUGAAGCUGGUCGCCACCCUGUGAAGGAGAAGGUACGUAGAAUAUGAUUACCGCCCUUCUUGCCCUUGCUAAAGCUUUCUCAGGUAAACAAAGGCAAGUUUGUUCCUAAUGAUGUAUACGCCACUCAACAAUCUCGCUUCCAAGUCAUCACUGGUUGCAAUAUGAGCGGAAAAAGUACCUACAUUCGUUCCAUUGCUUUGAUGUGCGUCAUGGCUCAAGUUGGAAGUUAUGUGCCUGCUCAAUUUGCACGAUUCCCCAUAUUUCGGCAGCUUUUUGCCCGAGUAUCUGUGGAUGACAGCAUCGAAGCAAAUGUGUCUACGUUUGCGUCCGAGAUGAGGGAGACUGCUUUCAUCCUACGGUGAGUAUUGCAAUCUCGCGCUCGUUGAAGAACUGCACAGUAAUCUUUAUCUAGAAACAUUGAUGAGCAUAGCCUGGCCAUUAUUGAUGAACUUGGUAGAGGUACUAGCACGAGAGAUGGACUUGCAAUUGCAUUGAGUAUUGCCGAAACCCUCGUGGGAAGUAAAGCAAUGAUCUGGUUUGUUACGCAUUUCAGCGAGCUUGGUAAGUGUACCGUCCAUACCCUUAGUAUAUAUUUACAUUGCCUAAUAAUACUAGCGCAAAUCAUGCAGCACAGACCCGGAGUCGUCAAUCAACACCUAGCAAUCGAUACAAGCGAAGAAAAUACAAUGACCAUGCUCUAUAAAGUUCAAGCCUCGUAUGCCCAAGAAGAACAUUACGGUCUUGCUCUUGCUCGAGUUGUAGAUCUUCCACCACAAGUACUUGAGGUUGCGGAACGAGUUACCAAAGCCCUGGAUGACCAAGUUGAAGCCAAGCGAAAGUCUUCGAAGGCCGUUGCGAUUGCGAAGAGAAGAAAACUAGUGUUGAGUUUGAAGGAGACCUUGCAACAGGCAGCCGCGAGCUCAAUGGAACCAUCCGUCCUACUGAGUUGGUUGAGAAAGCUACAAGAAGAGUUCAUUCGAAGAAUGGAUGCCAUCGACAACGACAUUCCGAGUAGUGAUGAGGAAGACGACGAUGAGGAGGAUGAUGACGAGGAUCAGCAGGGGAUCACCGAAAGUAUGACUGGUACCAGUGGAGAUGUUAUGGGUAGUGGCCGUGAAGCAAAUUCGAUUCUUAGCUCGUGAUGGCGACGCUUUCCGAUGUAGGUACGGUUCGAGUUGCUGAGUUUAUUGCUAAACAAGAGUUGGGUGAUAGUUGUGGGGACUAGUCAGAAGCGGUUACGAGCUGGCGCAAGUGUGUUGCAAUGUUUGGCUUUCCAUAGGCUCGCAAUAGAAAACGACAAUACCU
Molecule: messenger RNA, 3200 nt
Organism: Hymenoscyphus albidus
Lineage: Eukaryota; Fungi; Ascomycota; Leotiomycetes; Helotiales; Helotiaceae
Source: the annotation of a GenBank genome assembly